AAGUAUACAAGGAUAUAUAAGUAGGCAAGCAGACAACAACUACAAAAUCAAGGCUUUAAGCAAUUAUCGCUAUCAUGGCUGACAUCAAGCCCCCAUUCACUGCAGAAUCUGCCCACAAGAAAGUCAAGGCUGCCCAAGACUUAUGGAAUACCCAAGACCCUGAACGGGUGACCAAGGCCUAUACUCCCAACACAAUCUGGCGAAACCGGGACACCUUUCUUCAAGGCACAGACGAAGCCAUAGCCUUCCUCACCAAGAAAUGGCAAAAAGAAAAAUCGUAUCGUCUACGCAAAGAGCUCUUUGCCUUUACUGACAAUCGCAUUGCCGUGCAGUUCUGGUACGAAUACCAAGACUCUCACGACGGCAUGAAGUGGAAGAGAUGUUAUGGCUUGGAAGACUGGACGUAUGAUGAAACAGGCAAGAUGCGGAAGCGCCAGAUGUCCGGGAACGAUGUGGUCCUGGGACCGGAUGGGAAUGGUGAAGGACGAUGGUUCGUGGAAGGCGUUGAUGUUAAUCAGGUCGAGAUCACUGAGCAGCAUUGGUAAAUCACGUGCAGUAUUUGCAAGGGAUGUUCAUUGUUCUGCAGGAGAGCGCAGACUAUACCGCUUUAGGUAGUUUGUAUGCAUCGAAAUAACCUCAAACUUUGCUC
Molecule: messenger RNA, 649 nt
Organism: Talaromyces stipitatus ATCC 10500
Lineage: Eukaryota; Fungi; Ascomycota; Eurotiomycetes; Eurotiales; Trichocomaceae
Exons: 2
Coding region: 75-545 (156 amino acids)
Source: RefSeq, a predicted model, not a curated record